Molecule: messenger RNA, 660 nt
Organism: Pseudocercospora fijiensis CIRAD86
Lineage: Eukaryota; Fungi; Ascomycota; Dothideomycetes; Mycosphaerellales; Mycosphaerellaceae
Exons: 3
Coding region: 1-660 (219 amino acids)
Cellular component (GO): membrane
Molecular function (GO): transmembrane transporter activity
Source: RefSeq, a predicted model, not a curated record
AUGGCUAUAGCAAUUUUGGCAUACUUCGUUGUCGUCGACUUUCCGAACUCGCAUCGCAAUGAAUUCCUUUCGGCAGAAGAGAAAGCGUUCGUGGUUGCUCGGUUGGCGAAUGAUCGUGGCAGCGAUGAACAUGCCGAGAAGACAACUUGGAGAGUUGUGCGGACUACAGCACUGGAUUGGAGGCUAUGGUCGUUCAGCUUCAUGUACUUUGCCGGCGCUGCAGGAAUCUAUGCAUUCGGGCUAUUCUUGCCAAUCAAUCAUUUUGCGAAAUGGCCUGGGGUUCUCGAGAGAGCUGUCAUUCUUGCUCGCAGCAUUUCCUCCGGUAUUCGCAGCACUGGAGGUCAUGGUCCUUUCCGGGUGGUCGGACAAGAUCCGGAAACGAGGAGUAUUCGUGAUUGGACAGGGACUUCUGGGGAUAUUCGGGUUGUGUCUGACAGCAUUCCUGAACAAUUCGGUGGGAAGUGGGAUUUAUCAUCGCUUGUGUUUCGACAGCAGGAUGCGCCGGACUAUUUCCCAGGAAUAUAUGCAGUGAUAGCAGUCAACGUACUUGGAGUCUCGCUCGCGGCUGUGACAGUGAUCGUACUUAAGCUGGAGAACAGAAAAGCCGAUCGCGGCGAAAAGGUGCUGGAAGGUUUAACAGAGUUCAGAUAUACUCUUUAG